This is a messenger RNA of Exophiala mesophila, 1212 nucleotides long. RefSeq lists its product as uncharacterized. The coding region runs from base 1 to 1212 and encodes 403 amino acids. The record is from RefSeq and is a predicted model, not a curated record. The transcript is spliced from 3 exons. NCBI's taxonomy places the organism in Eukaryota, Fungi, Ascomycota, Eurotiomycetes, Chaetothyriales, Herpotrichiellaceae.
AUGCCCUCUAUAUACCCUUCAUGGAUCUCCGUGGGUCUGGGAUGGUAUUUUGUCUGCCUCAUACUGCUAAGGGGAGUAUGGGGUCAGACGAUCGAGUUCCAAAACAUCCCACCAACUGUUCAAGAGGACACCGAGAUCGUGAUCCUGUGGUCAGGUGGUGAUGGAGUGACGCCCAUAUAUGUUGAUCUGAUACAAGACGGACGGGUCAUAGAUGAUGUGGUCGACGAUGACGAACCUGAGGGCAAUGUCGUUCAAUCCUUCGAAUGGGACGUUGAUCUUGAGAACAAUCCCGGCGGCUACUAUACCUUGCGAUUAGUCCAGGGCACCCAGACAGUCGACUCUACUCCGAUCAAUAUCGUUGAUGAGUUGGGUCGAAGCGCGACGGAUCCUUUGCCCACUUCAACCGCGCCAGCCUCUGGAACCACAUCAGCUGCCGCAUCAACGUCCGACUCGGCGAGCGCCAGUCCCAGCGCGAGUGGCACUUCUGCCCCACCAACAGGAGAGCCGUCCAAUACUGCCGCUGCAACGGCCGCGGCUGAGUCAGGAACCCCCCCUGAAGGCAGCAAUCUGGAUAAUGAUGCCGUUGCAGGAGAUGGAGGUGGGUUAAGUGGAGGUGCUAUUGCAGGGAUUGUCAUCGGAGUACUUGUUAUUGUUGCCUUGGUAGGCUUGCUGGUAUGGUUCUUGCGGAGACGGGCACAAAGACGUCGCAUUAGGGCCAGGUCGACAGAACCAGGAUCUGGUUUGAAUGAUGAAAAAGACCACCGCGGAGAUGGUGACGGUACAUUCUUGACCGCUGCGCCGUUCGCUGCUGCUGCAGUAGGAGCUGCACACCAUGGCAAAGGCGGGAUUGAGCCAGACUUGGCGACAUCGGAGCUCGACGGUGGGAAGAAACCAUCGCAGAACAGACAGGGUGUGUAUGAACUGCAUGCCCCAGAUACUGCUCGGUCGCCAGCGUCCCAUGAACUGCACUCUCCUGACGCUUCGACGCUGACCAACAGCGGAACUGGCGGAACUGGCACUAUGAGCGACGUAUCGCGGACAGAGGCGGGAGAAUCGAGCGUCGGUGAAUUGAUUGGAUCGCCUGUGACCUCUGCGGUAAGUCCAGCAGCAGAUUCGCCACAAGAUACGCAGCGAGGGGCGAUCACACGGAAAGAAGUAGGGUCAACAGGUCCCAAUUCAAGCACUCGUCCAUCAGUGUACGAGCUUGACUGA